Molecule: messenger RNA, 1675 nt
Organism: Folsomia candida
Lineage: Eukaryota; Metazoa; Arthropoda; Collembola; Entomobryomorpha; Isotomidae
Gene: Dnaaf6
Product: dynein assembly factor 6, axonemal
Exons: 4
Coding region: 653-1300 (215 amino acids)
Biological process (GO): axonemal dynein complex assembly
Cellular component (GO): cytoplasm
Molecular function (GO): dynein intermediate chain binding; protein-folding chaperone binding
Source: RefSeq, a predicted model, not a curated record
UUUGCAAAAUCGCUUCCUUCGUGUUACUAUUGUUUGUGAUGACUGUUUCGAAUUAAUUAAUUCACCUAACGUUAUUGUUGAUACGGCUGACUCAAUUUUGAGAAAUAUGAGGUCAGAUGAGACAGAGUUGUUGUAAAGGCACAGCAGGCGGUGGGAAAGAUGAGACGGGGAAAUUGAGAAUGUCUCAAAGUGGUGAAAGUGGCAGUCGUUUACAUUUGUAACAGAAUUUUUGUUAAUGAGUAAUAUGCAAUAUCUAUAUUAUGCGUGCCCUACCUAUAAUUAUGUUAAGGUUAAAAUAAAUGGAGGUAUAUAAAUAUAAGAUUAAUUCAACUGUCAAAAGACAAGAAUAUGGCAUAAUCGAUACUAGAAUAUUGACUAAACUCUCAUGAUCAGCUUUUUACAUAGUUCUUGACAAAUACAUACAAUGUAUUUAAAAUUCAACAAUCUGGCAUCUCGACCAUGAGUAUACCGUUUUGAUGCUAAAAGCUUCAAAUUCUAAGAACUUGUAGCAUUUGUAACUAAGGAGUAAAUUUUGGCUAUCCGAAGUGCAUACUACUAAUAAAGGUUUGGCAUGUGUCUGAAAAUUUAGAUUUCAUAAUAAGUCUUCGGUCGCAUUAAAUUCAGUACGCUAAAUAAAUUCACAUCCCUCAAAAUGGAUUUGAGAUUCAAUAUUAAAGACUUGGCGAAAAUGUUUGACGAGGUGGACCCUGAACGUCAAAAAAAUCAAGACGCUAAUAGUGACAGUGAUUCUGAAGAGCCCAAGUCCAAGUUGGGCAAUAAAGGUCCGGGUGACAUUGCAACCUCAAAACUGUCAAAAUCUGAUGCUAAUGCUAGCACAUCUGCAAAAGUGAUUCCUAAAACCAUGAAAAAUCUCAAAGAGAUUUGGGACUCCAACUCAUUGAAAACUGCAGUAAAUUGCAUCACUGAAGACAACGAAGACUUUGGCAUUGACAAUAUUUCCAUACAAAAUGAUCCUCGCAAGACACCCAAUUAUGAAACACACUAUCGUCAAUCUGUUACUACAGAAGAUGUCUUUCUUCAUAUGGGACACAAAACACCAGGGACUGCGAGUUGCGAAAACUUGGUGGUAGAAGUUCACCUUCCAGGAGAUAAUAUUCAACAGAUUCAAUUAAGCUUAAAGAAACAAGCGAUUGACUUACGGUCACCGAUUCACUUUUUGUAUCUCAAUCUCCCUCAUCGAAUUGACCCACGGGCUGGAAAUGCAAAGUGGGACAAUGAGAAAGAGAAACUCGUCAUUACUCUCCAUCUCGUUCGAGAAUUCGACGAAUAUAAUUUUUAGUGCAAUCAGUGCUCCUUUAUUGUUGUAGCGAAACGUAGCAUAUUAUUCUGUAGGUUGGUUGGUUUAACAGUCAAUAAAUACACAAAUUUUCAAAAUAAAUAUAACAAAUCUUUUGCUUAUAAAUAAAAAUAAUGGAAUAAAUUUACUAUGACGGGUUAUGUAAAACGGGUAAAGUUACAUGCGUGAAUUUCUUCUUUAUGUCAAGCCAAAACUCCAAAGGGGCUGCACAAACGUCACUUGUUGAAUCGUAUAAUGGGCUGGGCUAGCACCAAUGUGACCUCCGAAUCCCUGCAAUUUAAGCUUCGAAAAAUCUGAUGUGACGUGCUAAUUACACACAUGAAAAUAGAAUUUUGUAUCUUGAUUGGCACGUUGUAG